This is a messenger RNA of Telopea speciosissima, 1728 nucleotides long. RefSeq names its product laccase-12-like. Gene Ontology annotation, biological process: lignin catabolic process. Lineage: Eukaryota; Viridiplantae; Streptophyta; Magnoliopsida; Proteales; Proteaceae. The record is from RefSeq and is a predicted model, not a curated record. The transcript is spliced from 6 exons. Bases 1 to 1725 code for a protein of 574 amino acids. Gene Ontology annotation, molecular function: hydroquinone:oxygen oxidoreductase activity; copper ion binding. Gene Ontology annotation, cellular component: apoplast.
AUGGAAGUUUACAAAAACCCCAAGCCAUUGUGCUUCUCUCUACUUCUUAGCCUUUCGCUCUUCUUAUUUGUUUUUGCCUCAUCUUUUGUAGAUGCAAAAAUUCUUCAACAUGACUUUGUGGUCCAAGAAACGACAGUGAAGAGGCAGUGCAAUAGCCAUAACAGAAUCACAGUGAAUGAAAUGUUUCCAGGACCAACCUUGGAAGUAAACAAUGGAGACACUCUAGUCGUUAACGUCAUGAAUAAAGGACAAUAUAAUGUCACUAUCCAUUGGCAUGGUGUUCGACAAAUGCGAUCUGGAUGGGCAGAUGGGCCGGAAUUUGUGACCCAGUGUCCCAUAAGGCCAGGCAAGAGUUACACCUACCGAUUCACUAUCCAGGGACAGGAAGGCACAUUGUGGUGGCAUGCUCACAGUUCUUGGCUCAGAGCCACUGUUUAUGGUGCUCUUAUUAUCCAUCCCCAAGAUGGUUCUUCCUACCCUUUCACUACCCCUAAGCGUGAAGCUCCCAUUCUUCUUGGAGAAUGGUGGAAUGCGAACCCCAUUGAUGUGAUAAGAGAGGCAACCCAAACCGGUGGCACUCCAAACGUCUCCGAUGCCUAUACCAUCAACGGUCAACUGGGCGACCUCUACAACUGCUCCAGCCAAGACACGGUGGUAAUUCCGGUGGAUUCCGGCGAGACGAACCUCCUACGGGUGAUCAAUGCGGCGUUGAACCAACAGCUCUUCUUCACAGUUGCCAACCACAAGCUCACGGUGGUGGGCGCUGAUGCUUCCUACUUAAAACCUUUCACCACCUCAGUAAUCAUGCUGGGGCCAGGCCAAACCACUGACGUCCUCAUCACCGCCGAUCAAACCCCCGCCCGCUACUACAUUGCUGCUCGUGCCUACAACAGUGCUCAGGGGGCACCUUUCGACAACACCACUACCACCGCCAUCCUCCAAUACAAGUCCGCCACCCCUUGUUGCUCCACUUCUCCAGUUUUUCCCUCCUUACCCGCUUACAACGACACCAACACUGCCACCACCUUCGCCGCCAGCUUUAGAAGCCGCACCAAGGCCGAAGUCCCCACCGACAUUGACGACAACUUGUUCUUCACCGUCGGCUUAGGGCUCUUAAACUGUCCACCUGGGGCUAGUGCUAGCAAUUGUCAAGCCCCCAAUCGUACCCGUUUCACUGCUAGCAUGAACAACGUUUCUUUUGCUCUCCCCUCCAAUUUCUCCCUUCUCCAAGCCCACCAGCAAGGUAUCCCGGGAGUGUUCACUACCGAUUUCCCUGCAGCGCCGUCUCUGCAAUUCGACUACACCGGUAAUGUUAGCCGCUCACUCUGGCAACCUGUUCGAGGGACCAAAUUGUACAAAUUGAAGUAUGGUUCUAGGGUACAACUAGUCUUGCAGGGUACAAGCAUCUUCACUGCAGAGAAUCACCCAAUUCAUCUUCAUGGCUAUGAUUUCUACAUCAUUGCUCAGGGUUUUGGGAAUUUCAAUUCAAAAACUGAUACUUCAAAAUUCAACCUUGUUGAUCCGCCACUGAGGAAUACGGUUGGAGUACCUGUGAAUGGAUGGGCUGUGAUUCGAUUUGUUGCUGAUAAUCCAGGAGUUUGGCUGAUGCAUUGUCACUUGGAUGUUCAUCUCAAUUGGGGAUUGGCUAUGGCUUUUCUGGUUGAAGAUGGCUUUGGAGAGUUGCAGUCCUUAGAGCCACCUCCAGAUGAUCUACCUAUUUGUUAAGCA